This is a messenger RNA of Penicillium nucicola, 2331 nucleotides long. RefSeq lists its product as uncharacterized. The transcript has 2 exons. Bases 1 to 2331 code for a protein of 776 amino acids. NCBI's taxonomy places the organism in Eukaryota, Fungi, Ascomycota, Eurotiomycetes, Eurotiales, Aspergillaceae. The record is from RefSeq and is a predicted model, not a curated record.
AUGGAUUCUCAUCCGCAUAGCUCGGACUCGGGCCUCAGCAUUCCAACCCAUUCUACCUCCACCACCCUGCGCUGCUGCUGUGGUCGCAAUGAUUGUGCCCUGCUUGAGCACAACAAUGUAGCUCUGGAGGGUCUGGAAAAAGAUCUCGAGACUGCCGCGCGGUUAGGCCAGGCCUUGCUUCACCGCCAUGAAAGUUACAUGGCUGAGGCGGAGGAGGACCGCCAUCGCUUAGUCUCCAGUGUUGAUAGUCUGGAGCGCGAAAAGCAAGAAGUUCAGGCCCAGAACUCGCGCAUCAUUGAGGAGAAUCGCAAUUUACUCGAGCAACUCGAUAGCUUGAACAGGGCUGUCGCCGAGUCUGACAGUUAUGCCAGGACUCUCACUUCGAAUCUGGAGAACACGCAGUCCGAACUACGGAGACUGACCGCUGCUGCGGCGCGUGCGGCUGAUCUUGAGGCGCAACUUGCGCUUAUGGAGACGGAGCAAUCUAAGUUACAGGAGAGUCUUAAUAUGGCUCACGAGGACGAGCAGUCGGCAGUGCAGCGAUGGAGGAAAGCCGAAACGACCCUACGUGACCUUCAUGAUCAGAUCGAUCGUAUUGAGAAAGAAGCACGCGAAGAGCGCGAGCGACACACCGAGGUAAUUGAGCGCAUGGAGCGUAAGAGAGCUGUCGAGCGUGAGCUGGAUAGUGCAGCGGGCCGUCUCAAAGGUGCUGCUGCUGCCUCCGAACUGAAGCGCAAUGCCGGUGGUACAACUGUCGUCUCGCGCUUCGUCAAGGAUAUUUUACAAGACAACGCAAAUCUGCAAGUUGGUAUUAUGGAGCUACGCGAGAUGCUUAACACCUCGAACGAGGAGGUGCAGAACCUGCGGGACCAAGUCUUGUCUCAUCAGCCGCUGGCCGGUGUCGAUGAAGAAGACAGCCUUGAACCCACUACACUCACAACGUUGAGUGAAGAACUUGAAGCGAAAAAGGAACGCCGGGUAUCUCAGGAAUUCCACAUCCAUCAUCAUCACUACCAUACGCCCGGAAAGAAGGAGAAGGCCGCAAUCAACCGCCGCGCGAAAAAGCGACGACCCGCUAUAGGAAGCCCGGUUGCAUUGCACUCGGCGCAGGGGCAAUCGCCUCGACGAACCCUUCAUCGGUCCCAAUCUUCCGGUUCAUCCAUGUCUACCAUUCUAUCCCAAACCUCCGUCUCUAUCCCACCUCAGUCGCGUCGCUGGUCACUUCAAUCUCAUGCAGGAGAUUCUUUGGCAAGCUCUCCGCAAUCUGCGUUCCGGACAUCGUCGAUCUUUGAUCGUGUCGAACGUGGUGCUGAAUUUUCCCAAGCUACGAGCCCUGAUAGUACAGUGUUCUCAUCUCCUGUGAUGGGAGCCAGGAACUUCAAGGCUCUUGAUAUGCCAUUCCAACCAAUUAGCGACUUUGAUUAUCAUGAUUCUCAAGACGAUCUUUCAUCAUUCGACGAUGAUCUGUACAAUCGCCAAGAAUUGAACACCAGUGAUAACAUUCCCAGAGAACCUGCCAUCCCAGAAGAGUCUGAGCCAUCUCCACAAGGGUCCUACUUCCAAUCGUCUUCGCGUCGAGAAUCUUUAAAGAAUGCCGACGAUGAUUUCUUCAGCAUGCAGGUACAACCAUCAUCACUCCGGCGAUCCACAUCCCACGAUAGCCUGCUCUCCGUUUCCGUGGCAGGUAUGGACAUUCACACACCCAACACCCGCCACCUGCGAAUGGGAGACUGGCACCCAGGCAUGCGAAUCCCCCAACGCAUCCUCUCUCCCAGUGUCGAACUAGUCUCCACACCUCCCGUCAUCUCCGCCCCCGCCAUCAUAGCCAACCGCUCAGCAAGCUCUGGAUAUUCAUCUCAAUCAUUGCUUGCCUCUAUGGCUACCAGCAAGAGUAACAAGUCAACCGAUGCAUCAUCCAUUACAUCCGCCGACAGUAACAGCACAGCUUCAACCGCAGCAACUGGCCCCCGAAAGCCAACCCUAGGUCGGCGCGUAGGGGGCUGGGUCUUAGGUCGAUGGGGGAUGUCGCCCGUUUCAUCCGAUGGCGAGGUUGAUAUCCCAGUGCAAGAUCCAUCGACCGAGUCUGCACCGAUGCCAACGCCGGCUCCAACACCAACACCAGCACUAGCAUCAGCACCUCCUACACCAGCCCCUCCUUCCUCGAUAUCAAAAACUCCUGACCCAAUGGCUCUCCGCUUCAGAUUCCCCGGCGUGAACCAAAAGGGUCCUAUCAUGGGGCUGCGCCCUCCACCCGCGGCGCCUAUUGCCAUUCAUGCACAGGGCAUAGAUGAGAACUUACUUCGAGAGAGUCUAGCCGAAGAAGAUCGCUAG